AUGAAUGUAUCUCAACAAUCAAAAUCCGCUGCUGAUGAAAUAAAAUCAAAACAACACCAACCUAGUCAUAAAUAUCGAACAGCAUUAAUUAUUUUAACAGUUCUAAUAUUAAUAGCUGCUGUUUUCAUUUCCAUUAUCAUUUAUAAGGCAUUAAAAACAGGAGCCGAAAAAGAUCGAUUUUCAAAUCCUUCCGCUGAAAACGAGACAAAUGAUCAAAAUCAAACCGUCCAAUUUCGAUCUAAUCAAGAUCGUUCCCGUUCAUUACCAUCUUGUCAAAAUGGAAUUUGUAAACAUGGAGCAACAUGUACCGAACAGCGAAAAUGUGUGUGCCUUUUUAAUUGUUCAGAAACAGAUAGGGAACGUGUUUGUGAUCAAAAUGGAGAUAUUUAUAAAAAUCAAUGCUUUUUCGAACAAUCAAAAUGCAAACAUAGAAAGGAUACUCAUCUAAUAGACGCUAAAACAUGUCGUGAAAAACUUGGUGCUAUGCGAUCGUCUUGUUCGUCGAUGACAUGCUUAUAUGGUGGAUCAUGUGAAGAGAAGAUAGAUGAAAAUGGAGCAUUAUAUGGAGAAUGUAUAUGUCCAGAUAAUUGUAAUGAAUAUGUACGUGUAACUAUCGACGAUAAAUCGGUGUGUGCUACAAAUAAUGAAACAUACAACAGUUUGUGUGAAUUAAAUAAAGAAGCGUGUCAACAACAACAAAAUUUUACAUUGGCUUAUUAUGGAACGUGCGAUCCUUGUCGUGAUUAUUUGUGUACAUAUAAUUCAGAAUGUGGUAUCGAUGCCGAUGGACAACCGCAGUGUAAAUGUGGUCGAGAAUGUUCAACAGAAUAUCGUCCACUGUGUGCCAGUAAUUAUCAGAUGUAUGAUAACGAAUGUGAAAUGAAUAAAUACGCCUGUCAAAUGAAAAUUAAACUACACAAAUUAAAUAAUGUUGAUGCUGAAAAUCUGUUUUUCUCAAAUGCGUGUAUUAAUUUGAGAUGUAUGGUCGGUAAAAUAUGUGUGUAUGAAAAUGGCAUUGCCAGUUGUCGAUGUCCACAAAAUUGUACGCAUGAUAUUGAUAAUCCCGUAUGUGGUUCUAAUCGUAUUAUAUAUCGUAAUCAAUGUGAAAUGGAACGUGUUUCAUGUGAACACGGCGAGACAAUAUAUCCGAUAGAACUGGAAAAUUGUGUCAAUUCGUGUGAAAAUCUUCGAUGUCCCUAUGGUCAAUGUAGCGUCAAAAACGGUUUAGCUUCAUGUGAUUGUGCUGAAUGUUCAUCAGAAUUUGCAGAUUAUACACAAGAACAAGAUUUAAUAUGUGCUGAUAAUGGUUAUACGUACACAUCACAAUGUCAACUAGAAUUUGACUCGUGUACAAAAAAUUCGUUAAUAUCACCAAAACAUGCUGGUAGAUGCAACAAUUGUUGGGAUGUUCGGUGUCCUUUCAAUGGUAUUUGUCAAACAAUACAAGGAAAUUAUACAUGUACAUGUAAACCAAGAGAAGAAUGUCAAUGGAUUGACAGAAAUCCAAAUUAUCGUGUAUGUGCAAGCAAUCGUCACUACUAUUCAAAUCAAUGUGAAAUAGAUGUGGCAUCAUGUGAACUACAAACAGAAUUAUAUCUUGUUGAUCAACGUUAUUGUGAAGAACAGUUAGAAUAUGGCAGUGCACAGUGUAAUGUCAGGGAAUGUGGCAGAUAUUACGGGCGAUGCAUUGAUGAUGUGUGUACAUGUCCUGAUUGUACGAGCGUAACUGAACGAGAAGAGAUGUGUGCUACAAAUAGACAAACGUACGAUAAUCGAUGUUUAAUCGAGAAAGAAUCUUGUGAACACAAAGUGAAAAUUGAACCAGAACAUGUUGGACCGUGUUCAGAAGAACCUGAUUUAAUAACAGCAUUAGUUCCCUAUAAACUGUGCAUAAAUGAUUCUCAUUGUGGUACAAAUAUGGUUUGUCUUAGUGGUAUUUGCGAAUGUAAAGAGCAAAGUUAUUUACCAGCAUUAAAAAAACGAGAAUGUUUUAAACCACUUCAGUCAAUGAAUUCAUCGUGCCACUAUUCACUUUUUGGUUGUUGCAGUGAUGGCGUAACCCCAGCUCCUGGUUAUGAAAAACGUGGAUGCCCUGAACGUUGCGCUUGUAAUCAGCAUGGUUCAUCUGCCUCUACUUGCGACCCUUACAAUGGUGUUUGUUACUGUAAACCUGCUGUCGGUGGUCCUACAUGUUCAAACUGUGAAAAUAAUUAUUGGGGCUUUUCUCGUUUAAUUUCAACCAAUAAUACAGGAUGUAUACCCUGUGGUUGUAAUCCGUUCGGAUCUGUUCGUCAAGAUUGUUUUCAAGGAAAUGGAUCUUGUGCAUGUAAACCGUAUACAACUGGAAGAACAUGUGACAAAUGUAAAGAACACGGUUUAGCCUUAACAGAACAUGGAUGUGUUGAUCUUACCUAUAUGAUGACACAUCAACGUUCAUGUCGAGAUAUACAGUGUAAAUAUGACAGUAUUUGUCAGUUAGAAUUGGGUCGACCCGUGUGUAAGUGCGAUAUAUAUUGCAAUGAAGAAGAUGAAAGACCAAUGGACAUCUGUGCAUCGGAUGGAAGGACAUACUCAUCCAAAUGUCAAAUAAAAAGACAACAAUGUCGAAAACAAUAUGAAAUUAUUCCUAUAUAUCCAGGGGUCUGCGUUGCAACUGAUGAUGAACGACGUGAAUAUCUUACCGACGACGAUUAUUCAACGACAGAAUAUCAUCCAGCUCUGAUAGAAUCAAUAAAUCCUGUCCGUCGGACAAUAGUUGGUGCAUGUACCAGACGUACUCCAUGUGAAAAUAACUCCACGUGUCAAGACAAACCAAAUGGAAAUUAUAUUUGUCUAUGUGGAUGGCAGUGGCAGGGACGACACUGUGAAGAAAGAUUUCAGGUAACAAUUCCUCGAUUUAAUGGUCAUUCAUAUUUUGAACUAAAAUCAUUUGAAAAUAUUCGACAAUUAAAACUUGACUUGAUAUUCGAAUCCAACCGUCUCGAUGGUCUUAUUUUGUAUUCCGGUGAUGCUGAGAAAAUCUCAGAACAUUUUUUUAUGAUUGCUUUAAGAAAUGGACAAAUUGAUAUCACAAUACGCGUUGACUACAUGACUGAACCAAUACAAAUAUCGCAACUAAUUCGCAUUAAUACAUAUGUUCAUCUAAAAAUAAUAAUAUCAAAUGGUGAAAUCAAAGUACAAAUAAACGAUGGAAAUAUUACAUCAAAACUGUUACCAUUUCAUAAAAAGCUUAAUCAGUUCAGUGUAGUCUACUUGGGUGCAUUACCAGAUUCGCUAAGACGAGUAUAUGAUCAACUUCGUCUACGAUCUGGUUUUGAUGGCUGUAUUCAAGAAUUUCGAAUUAAUAAUCGUCUUAUGUUGUUUAAUAGCACACAGCAUAAUGCCAUAUUAAGUGCACAAAAUAUUGAUGAACCAUAUGUUGGUGAAUUUUCAAAACAAAGUUAUAUCAAACAUCCUCCACUCAAACCAAAAAAUGGUGGAGAAUUUCUGCUAGAAUUUUGGUUUUUGACCCAAGAAUAUAAUGGUAUCUUAUUAUACAGUGUUGGAAUUCAAGAAAAGACCCAUCUUCUAUUACAUUUACAAGGUGGAUUACUUACGUUAAAUGUACUAUUAUUAACACAGACAAUUGCAAUUAGAUCCCGUUAUCCUGUUGAACUGCUGAAAUGGCAUCGAUGUAUACUACGAAUAUAUGGUCAAAAAUUCUCAUUAUAUGUUAAUAAUGAAGUACCUGUAGAUGGUUAUGCUAUAUUUGCAAAAAGUGCCUUAUGGCCAAGAAAACCAACAUAUUUCGGAGGAGUUCCCCAAGGUAAAUUAUCAGAUGAAUUACAUGGUUUACAUGGAGCUAUUCAAAAAAUAAUCCUGAAUGGUAAACCAUUAAUUGAUAUUCGUCAAAAUGCAUUAGAAUUAUCUAACGUAACACAAUAUCGCAAACAUCUAUGUUAUCCAGACAAAUGUAUUAAUAUGAAAGAAAUUUGUUUUAACAAUUAUGCAGAUGAUAGACUUUGUCAAUCAACAAAUUCAGAUUUUCUUUCGUCCACUGUACAACCGUAUGAUGCAGUAACUUCAAAAAAAAAAACUUCUUCUCCAGUUUUGUUCGAUGGAACAACUAGUUUAGUGUACUAUAAUCGUAUUAAAGAUCGAGCAUUAUCUCAAUCUCGAAAUUAUUUUAAUUUAUCAUUAAAAACUCAUUCGUUAUUUGGUCUCAUUUUUUAUAUUGGACAAUUGUAUAAUACACAGUCCAAUUUGUAUGAUCGUUAUUUAGCAUUAAC
Molecule: messenger RNA, 4268 nt
Organism: Didymodactylos carnosus
Lineage: Eukaryota; Metazoa; Rotifera; Eurotatoria; Philodinida; Philodinidae
Source: the annotation of a GenBank genome assembly